AUGGAAAGCAAGUACCCAAACCCGAUUACACCAUCACAAACCCGAAUCGGAUGGAUCGGCAUCGGAGUUAUGGGCGGCGCCAUGGCCUCCCGUCUCAUCUCCGCCGGUUACACUCUCACUUUCUACGCUCGCAACCCAACCCACCAAAACUCUCUCUCCCUUCAAUCUCAAGGUGCCAAACUCGCUGACUCCCCUUCCCAUCUCGCAAACUCGAGCGACGUCGUUUUUACCAUGCUCGGCCAUCCCUCCGACGUUAGAUCCAUCCUCCUCGACAAAAACGGCGUCGUUUCAUCCUUAAACCCUAACACCGUCACAGUCGACUCCACCAGUUCACAUCCAGAUCUCGCCAGAGAAAUCUCCCUCGCGGCAAGAACCAAAAACGCUUGGUCAAUAGACGCUCCUGUCUCCGGCGGAGACAUCGGAGCAAGAGACGGAAAACUAGCAAUCUUUGCCGCUGGUGAAGCCUCCGUAGUUGAAUGGCUACAACCCUUGUUUAACAUCAUGGGAAAAGCAACCUACAUGGGUCCCUCAGGCUCUGGGCAGAGCUGCAAAAUAGCCAACCAGAUAACAAUCGCGGCGAAUUUGAUCGGAAUUAGCGAAGGUUUAGUGUUUGCGAAACGAGCCGGGCUUGAUUUGGAGCAAUUUGUGAAUGCAAUUAGAGGCGGUUCGGCGGGUUCGAAAGCGUUGGAGUUGUUUGGGGAGAGGAUGAUAAAGAAAGAUUUUAGACCGGGUGGUUAUGCUGAGUAUCAGGUUAAGGAUUUGGGAAUGGGAAUUAAUUAUGUUGAAGGUGGUGAUGAUAACAAGGUUGUUGUUUUGCCAGGAGCUUCUUUGGCUAAACAAAUAUUUACUGGUAUGGUUGCUAAUGGAGAUGGAAAACUUGGUGGUCAAGGUGUUAUUUCUGUUAUUGAAAGGAUUAAUGGAGAUUAG
Messenger RNA from Vicia faba (fava bean), 927 nucleotides. The record is from the annotation of a GenBank genome assembly. Lineage: Eukaryota; Viridiplantae; Streptophyta; Magnoliopsida; Fabales; Fabaceae.